Molecule: messenger RNA, 1188 nt
Organism: Macadamia integrifolia
Lineage: Eukaryota; Viridiplantae; Streptophyta; Magnoliopsida; Proteales; Proteaceae
Product: cationic peroxidase 1-like
Exons: 3
Coding region: 89-1042 (317 amino acids)
Biological process (GO): response to oxidative stress; hydrogen peroxide catabolic process
Molecular function (GO): heme binding; peroxidase activity
Source: RefSeq, a predicted model, not a curated record
UUAAGAGCUUCUUCUUCAUUUUGUUCUAUCUGCUUUCAUUCCAUUUUGUUCUAUCUGCUUUCAUUCUCUCUGAGAAUAUAGAUUAAUCAUGGCUUCUUCUUCCUCUUAUAGAAUUAGUUUCUGUGUGUUUGUUGUUCUCAUUGUGAUGGCAUCUGCUCAGCUAUCCUCAACUUACUAUGAUACUUCAUGUCCUAAAGCUCUCUCUACCAUCAAGUCUGUAGUGCACACUGCAGUCGCUAAGGAAAGUCGCAUGGGCGCUUCCCUUCUCCGUCUUCAAUUCCAUGAUUGCUUUGUCCAAGGUUGCGAUGCAUCUAAUCUGUUAGACGAUACGUCAAGCUUCACCGGCGAGAAGACGGCCGCACCAAAUAACAAUUCAGCCCGGGGGUUCGAUGUCAUCGACACUAUCAAAUCCAGUGUUGAGAGCAUCUGCCCUGGUGUCGUCUCCUGCGCAGACAUUAUUGCCGUCGCUGCCCGUGACUCCGUUGUUUGUUUGGGUGGCCCUUCAUGGACUGUUCAGCUAGGAAGAAGAGAUUCGACCACAGCAAGUUUUAGUUUGGCUAACAGUGACAUCCCUGCACCGUCCUUGAAUCUCAGUGGGCUUAUCUCUUCCUUCUCCAAGAAAGGUUUAACUACGAAGGAAAUGGUGGCUCUCUCAGGAGCCCACACCAUAGGCCAAGCUAAGUGCUCAAGUUUCAAAGCUCGUCUCUACAAUGAGAGUAACAUUGCUACAUCCUUCGCAACAUCCUUGAAGUCGAAUUGCCCGACCACCGGCGGUGACGACAAUCUCUCCCCUCUUGACACUACAAGCCCAAACUACUUUGAUAAUGCUUAUUACAAGAACCUGUUGAGCAACAAGGGUCUGUUACACUCAGAUCAACAGCUUUACAGUGGUGGCUCUACAGAUUCUCAGGUCACCAGCUAUAGCACCAGUUCUUCCACUUUCUCAUCGGAUUUCGGAAGUGCCAUGGUGAGUAUGGGAAACAUUAGUCCACUUACAGGGACUAGUGGGGAGAUCAGAACCAAUUGCAGGAAAACCAACUAGGCCUUGAUCUCCAGUUUUUUGUUGUGGUUUGCUUUGAUGUUUUUGAUGAAUUGUGAUAAUAGUUAUUAUUAAUAAGGAGAAUUCACUACGUUUGAUGUAUGUCAUCAAUAUUCAUAAUGGAAACAGAUAAUAAGUGUUGUUUUUAA